CCAAAAAAAAAAGAAAAAGAAAAGAGAGGAGAAGGCGAGAGGGAGGAAGGUGUCUUAAAGGACUCGUGGAGGCUCUACUCAAGCGAUGCGUGGAACCAAGGUGAACAAAUGGCGACAAGAUCUUCUCUCUUCUUCUUCUUCUUCUUCUCCUGACGAAAACCAUCACAAUCGCGUUCGUAAACCCUAAUUUUCACUGGCUCUCACCUCUCUCCAAUCUGUGUAACAUCCCCAGGAGGAAUCUUCUCCCAUAGAGAUGGCGGAGACGUCGAUGAAGGUGAUGUACAUAGUGGUGCUGGACGACGCAGCUACGGCGGCGGAAUCUGACGGGAACGAGACGGAAUCGUUUCGGUAUACGCGUCCCGUUCUUCAGAGUACCCUUCAGCUUAUGGGAUGCAAAGCGCGUCACGCCUUCAAGAUCAGCCGAAGGGUUUUUGAGUUAAUAAGAGGUGAGGGAUCAUGUGCCUCCUUACCAUUGAAUGGGAAGGAACCCGACAUUGAGAAGGACAAUGGUGCAUCUGAGUGUGCUGGUCUUGUAAAAGUUGACAAGGUUAACCCCUUGCCUUCUGAUGGCGAUGAUAAGAUGAAAAGUAAACCGUUUGAGCUGUAUAAAAGACGCAAAACUGUUACUGUUUCGCGAGAGAUUUUCCUAGAUGUUGUUUGUGAUGCUUUGGCUGAAUAUAAGUACGUGGGUCACGACCAGAGGGCAGACUUGAUUCUGGCAUGCAGAAUCCGAGAAAGGAAAGAAUCAGUAACUGUACUGCUAUGUGGCACUAGUGGCUGCGGCAAAUCUACGCUUUCUUCUUUGCUGGGUGGCAGAUUGGGAAUUACAACAGUUGUAUCAACGGACUCUAUCCGGCACAUGAUGAGGAGUUUCGUCGAUGAGAAGGAGAAUCCUUUGCUGUGGGCAUCAACGUACCAUGCUGGAGAGUACCUUGACCCGGUGGCGGUUGCCGAGGCUAAAGCCAAAAGGAGAGCAAAAAAAUUGGCUGGGGUUGCGAGAUCAGUCCCGAAAGGCGAACAAACAAACGACUCCCGAGGUGUUAAACCUAUUUCUCAACAGAUUGGUGAUGCUGGAUCGAAAUCAACCGCCAUGGAAUUGUUAAGCCCUAAGCAAAUGGCUAUAGAAGGAUUCAAGGCACAAAGUGAGAUGGUGAUCGACAGUCUCGACCGACUAAUUACAACAUGGGAAAAGAGGAAAGAGUCUGUAAUUGUUGAAGGAGUCCACCUGAGCCUUAACUUUGUGAUGGGUCUGAUGAAAAAGCACCCUUCAAUCACACCUUUCAUGAUAUACAUCACCAACGAGGAGAAGCACUUGGAAAGAUUUGCAGUAAGGGCAAAGUACAUGACUCUGGACCCGGCGAAGAACAAAUACGUAAAAUAUAUACGUAACAUCAGAACAAUACAGGACUAUCUGUGCAAGAGAGCUGACAAGCAUCUGGUUCCGAAGAUAAAUAACACCAACGUCGAUAAGAGCGUGGCCGCAAUCCAUGCGACGGUGUUCAGUUGCCUCCGAAGGCGCGAAGCAGGAGAGCAGCUCUAUGAUCCGACCACAAACACUGUGGCUGUCAUUGACGAGGAGUACAGGAACCAGUGUGCAGCCAAUUCACUGAGUUCCAAGGGAAUGUUUCAGCUGAUCCAAAGAAAAGGUUCGUCUAGGCAUUUAAUGGCGCUUCUGAACACCGAUGGGACUGUAGCAAAAACAUGGCCCGUCGGUUCAAUCGAUGAGAAUGGGAAACCCAUCUUCGGUAACGAGAUGGGGAACGGAAUGUAUCAUCCGAUUUCCGAGGCUAUACAGAUUGGUAAAGCGGAACCCGUAAAUCUUCAGUUUGGUCUCUUUGGUAUCAGCGCGUGGCCUAAUGACGGGGCUACGAGCCAUGCGGGGAGUAUAGAUGAGUCGAAAGCUGACAUGACCGAAACUGGCAGCCGAUACUACUCUUCUUGCUGCAGUUCACCCCGAAUGUCAGAUGGACCUGCUAAAGAGCCUAAGGAAGAACAGUCUGUUCAUGGGAGCGAUGAAGAAGUCGAUGAUCCUCCCGAGCAAGAUACCGACGAAGAUUUCAGUGACGACGAUCACAAAGUCCAUGAGGAGGUGGGAUCGGUGGACGAGGAAUCAACAAAAUCAGACGAAGAGUACGAUGACCUGGCGAUGCAAGACAAGGGUUACUGGACAGAAAACGAGGAAGAGUCGAGAGACACGAUCACGAUGGUGUCGGAGAAUCGCGAGGGGACAAAGCCGGGAAAGAACGAGAGGUACGAUCAGAACCUGGACCUGUUUCUACGGACGAUGAACGAACAAUUGCCAGAGAAUCUACAGUCGUGCGGUUCCCUAUUCACGGGAGAGUACGGAAACAGAGUGUCGGGGAAAGAGAGAAUGAGGAAACGGUCACUGAGUAUACCGGCGCUCGGAAAACAGAGAGUCGGUGCCCCUUGACAAAGUGUGUUGCCUUGGGUCACAAGUUACUUGGCAUAUUGCCCUAGUGUUGUUUCUUUUUUCUUUUGUUUUGUUUUGUUUGCCUUCUCUCCAUCUUCGUCGUUAUUGUCGUUUUUUUUUUUGGUUUUGUUUUUUUAAUGCUUCAACUUGUUAAACUAACAGCUGUCGUGUACAGUUUGACCUUGCGAAGAAAUGUGAGAGGUGGGUUUUCUUUUUC
Molecule: messenger RNA, 2648 nt
Organism: Tarenaya hassleriana
Lineage: Eukaryota; Viridiplantae; Streptophyta; Magnoliopsida; Brassicales; Cleomaceae
Product: P-loop NTPase domain-containing protein LPA1 homolog 1
Exons: 8
Coding region: 254-2431 (725 amino acids)
Source: RefSeq, a predicted model, not a curated record